Messenger RNA from Lotus japonicus, 1381 nucleotides. RefSeq lists its product as uncharacterized. Gene Ontology annotation, molecular function: zinc ion binding; nucleic acid binding. The coding region runs from base 184 to 852 and encodes 222 amino acids. The transcript is spliced from 2 exons. The record is from RefSeq and is a predicted model, not a curated record. Lineage: Eukaryota; Viridiplantae; Streptophyta; Magnoliopsida; Fabales; Fabaceae.
AAUGGAAUCCUACUUGGAGGCUUUAGACCUCUGGGAAGCUGUGGAAGAAGAUUAUGAAAUUGCUUCGUUACCAAACAAUCCCCUCGUGGCCCAGAUGAAAAAUCACAAGGAAAGAAAAACCAAGAAGGCAAAGGUUUGGCUUGCUUGUUUGCUGGUGUCUCAAAAACGAUUUUCACCAGAAUCAUGACCCUCCAAACAUCAAGUGAAAUCUGGAAUUAUCUUAAGGAAGAGUAUGCAGGAGAUGCCCGAAUACGAAGCAUGCAAGUGUUGAACUUAAUACGUGAGUUUGAGCUACAAAGAAUGAAGGAGUCCGAGACAGCCAAACAAUAUGCUGACAAAUUUCUUGGCAUUGCCAACAAGAACACAAAGGAUCCGUCACAGAUCACCUUGGUAGAAGUUUUACAUGCCCUACAAGCACAAGAACAAAGAAGAAUGAUGAGACAAGAGGUGGCAGCAGAGGAUGCUUUUCUGGCAAACAACUCGCAAGGAGGAAUGGAUGAGAAGUAUAACAAAAGGAAAAAGUACAACAAACCUGGAAGUUCCAACAUACAACAGAAUGAGUCUUUUCCACCUUGCACAUAUUGCAAAAAGACAAACCAUUCUCCAAGCAGAUGUUGGUGGAGGCCUGACAUCAAGUGCAAAAGGUGUGGCAAUCUUGGACAUGUAGAGCGUAUCUACAAGUCUUCAAUCGAGGCAAAAGUUUCUAUGGAGCAACAAGAAGAUGAGAAACUCUUUGCAGCAACAUGCUUUGCAACAAGCAACAGUUCUAGUGAUUUGUGGUUAAUAGACAGUGCCUGCUCAAAUCAUAUGACUCCUGAUGAAACUCUUUUUAAAGAGCUUGACAAAACCUAAAAGUUAGAAAUGAUGUUUUUAUCCCAGCCAAAGGAAAAGGAACAGACGCUAUUGAAAGCAUAGCAGGAUUAAAAUAUAUUUCUGAUGUCUUAUAUGUACCUAACAUUGACCAGAAUUUACUUAGUGUUGCACAGAUGGCUGGCAAUGGCUUCAAAGUUAUAUUUGAAGGCAAAUGGUGUCUGAUUCAGGAUGCCAAAGGCAAUGAUUUAUUUAAAGUGAAAAUGAGGGCUAGAACUUAUACUCUAAAUCUGAUGGAGUAAGAGCAAAUAGCUUUUUCAAGUACCUGCAACAACAUCUAAUUAUGGCAUAAAAGGCUCGGACAUUUCCAUCUUGCUGGACUUCAAUACAUGCAGAAACAUGCUUUGGUGAAAGCUGUACCACGACUUGAAGACAAACUUGAUGAUUGUGUAGCUUGUCAAUAUGGCAAGCAAGUCAGAACACCAUUUCCGCAAACAGCAUGGAGAGCAACGCAAAAAUUGCAGCUUGUGCAUACGGAUGUUGGAGGACCUCAGGGAACACCAUCUUUAAA